CAUCUUCAACCCUACCCCACCAAGUCUUCUCCUCUCCCCUCACUAUCACCCACCACAUCCAUCAACAUGCCAGUCUGGGAGAAGACCAAGCAUAGCAGCAAAGCUGCCUUUGACAAAGGAUGGGCAGCUUUCGAGAAAUUGGGCGCUCCAGUGAACAAACUCACAAACAAGAUCGGAUCCGAAGCAUUCUGGCCACAAGGACUGGGUCCAGAAUCCGACAAGGCAGCACGUAUCCUGAAAUCCUUCUGUAGUGAGUACUCCCCACUUCCGAUCAGGAAGUCUCUAACAAGAACAGAGGAUGGAUUCUACAAAGAUGAGCCCGUCACAGAUAAUCCAGCAGUGGCAGGCCCAGCAGCACCUGGCCCUGCAAGGACAGGUGCUGUCCCAGCAAGCGGUACACCAACAGGGCCUCCAACUCCGGGCUACACAAACACUAGCUCCGACAAAAAGCCCACGUCUCCAGGACCGAAGAACAAGCCCAAGGUACUUGUCAAGAUCCCACAGAAAGUCAUCCAGAACUGCGUCGGUCUCGCCAUCUUCACAGUCAUGCGAACCGGCCUUUGGGUCAGUGGAGCCGGCGGUUCCGGUGUUCUGAUUGCGCGCAAGGAAGACGGGAACUGGGGUCCUCCAUCAGGAAUCCUGAUCCAUACCCUUGGUGUUGGAUUCAUGGCCGGUAUCGAUAUCUACGAUUGUGUCAUCGUCAUCAACAACCGUAAGGCACUGGAAGCUUUCAAGACAAUGCGUGUUUCUCUCGGAGGAGAACUUUCUGUCGUUGCGGGCCCACUCGGAGCCGGAGGAGUCCUUGAAGCGGAGCUGGUGAAGAACAGCAAGAAGCCAAUCUUCAGCUACGUGAAGAGUCGUGGUCUGUACGGUGGUCUUCAAAUCGAUGGAACGAUCAUCGUGGAGCGAAACGAUGAAAAUGCCAAGUUCUAUGGGGAGAGAUUACCAAUUUCGAAUAUCCUGGCCGGACAGGUCAAAAAUGUUCCCAGGGAGACGAGAAUGUUGGCCGAGGUCGUCAAGCAAGCGGAAGGCAGAACCGAUGUUGAUCCAGUGGUUUUGGAUCAAGCUUCUCACGUUCCUCCUCCGUCCGACCUGGAAGUCGAGAAAAUGAGCGAGCCGACACAAGAUCAGAAGAACAAUUUCGCGCCUCCACCUAAUUACGACCCCGCUCACGUUGGUGCAGCUGGAGUGGUAUCACACGACGAGAAGACCGGGUAUGGAAAUCAAACCUACGGAAAUCAAACCUACCCAGGACAAAGCCACAGUGAUAAUGCAGCCUUCGCAUCUCAAUACCCCAACCAGUCUCAAAUCUACAACGACCCCUCCAACUACAACACACAACACCAAGCCUCCUACCAACCAAACGCUCAAAACCCCCAAACCCCAACCGGACAAUCCACCUUCGCCGCCGCCCCCAACCAACCAUCCACAUCCACAUCACACACCCCUGGCGUCGACAAAGACGGUUUCCCAACCUACGACCCAACCCUCUACGACGCCACACCCCACACAACAGGUAACCAAAACCCAAACUCAUUCGCAAACACCAAUACACACCCAAAUACAAGCACAUUUCCAGAACCUCUCGGCCAGCAUCCUCCAACAAGAACAGAUUCAGGAUUCGCUGCUCCGCCCGGUCCGCCACCUGGACAUAGUGUGCAGAGGACGGAUUCGGGAUUCCCUGGGCCGCCACCAAGAUCACCCAAGAGAGAUGGUGAUGUGAAUAUGGGAGGGGAGGGUUCGAAGCAGGAUCCGGAUGGGCCGCCGAGGUAUGCUUAGUUUGAUGGCGUCAGUGGGGAUGGGAGACGGUAGAAUUUAGAGGGAAGACGGGAUAUGUUGGAGCGUUGACUAUUUCUUGAUAUCAGAUUAUUUUGCUGAGCAUUGCUUUUGAGUUUCUUCUUAGAUGAUUCCCUCUCAAUGGACUUUAUUACGUAUCAAAGAUCCGGUUGAAGUUACACACGUGACUUGUUUGUCGGUCAGCUGAUUAGCUUCUUGACGAAAUGUUUCCUUGUUCCUCGCUUCAGUCUUCGCAAGCAAUUAGAGCACA
Molecule: messenger RNA, 2047 nt
Organism: Cadophora gregata
Lineage: Eukaryota; Fungi; Ascomycota; Leotiomycetes; Helotiales; Ploettnerulaceae
Exons: 1
Coding region: 67-1779 (570 amino acids)
Molecular function (GO): phosphatidylinositol binding
Source: RefSeq, a predicted model, not a curated record